CUUAUUUACAAUGACAACCAAAAAUGUUGACUUACUGUAGACAAAAAAUGUUUGACUGCAAUUUGUUUGAAAUGUGCUCCAAUUUCUCCAUUAAGAAAAUGAACUCUACAGCCAGCCUGUUGGACAUGAACUUCACAUCCCAGAUGUCAGUUGGAGGUGGUGGCUAUCCUAAAGACAGCUUUAGCACCGCCUUGACCAAGAACAUUGUGGCCAUGCUGGUGUGGCUGGCCCUAAGUUUUAUCAACGGAAGUAUGGUCUACACCUUCCUCAAGCAUAACUUUUUCUAUGAGGACCCGCGCUACAUCAUGUUCAUCUAUAUGGUCAUAAAUGACGCCCUGCAGCUCACCCUGGUCACGGCACUAUACGUAGUCAGCUACAUUUUCUUCAAGAUCCAUGCUUCCGUGUGCUGCCUGCUGGUGAUGACUGCCGUUUUGACCACACGCUCCACCCCUCUCAUAUUAGCCGGUAUGGCCGUGGAGCGCUACCUGUCUAUCUGUUUCCCCUUACACUACGGGCACACAUGCACAGUGUCACGCACCAUUGCCCUCAUCGUGGUCAUCCUGUUCUUAACGGUGGCCGUGCCUCUCACUGACCUCCUGGUCACACUCAUCAAGGAGCCCCUGGGCUUCUUUCGCACCUCCAUCUUCUGCGAUCACUCCUUCAUCUUCCGGGACCGCUCCAUCUACUACAAGAAUGCUGUGUUUGACAGCAUCUAUUUUUCCUUUGUGACGCUCACGCUGCUCUACACUUAUUGUAAGAUCAUGCUAACGGCACAUGCUGCCUCCACGGACCUAGUGUCCAUAAAAAGGGCAAGGAAUACAGUGCUACUCCACGGGGUGCAGCUGCUGCUAUGCAUGCUGGCUUUUGUAGUCCCCUCUCUGCAAGCAGCCCUCAUCGCUCUCUUCCCACAGUUUGUCCUGGAGAUCCGUUACAUCUUUUUCCUGCUGGUCUACAUCAUCCCACGAUUCCUCAGCCCCAUGAUCUACGGUUUCAGGGACGAGAAGUUCCGCAAAUACUGGGCAAGGUACCUAGGAACAAUAUUUCUAGAUUGUGGCCAGCUAUGAAAGUGAAUCUCAAGUUCAGGUGAUAGGAA
This is a messenger RNA of Oncorhynchus mykiss (rainbow trout), 1093 nucleotides long. Its product is annotated as odorant receptor 131-2-like. NCBI's taxonomy places the organism in Eukaryota, Metazoa, Chordata, Actinopteri, Salmoniformes, Salmonidae. Gene Ontology annotation, molecular function: G protein-coupled receptor activity; odorant binding; olfactory receptor activity. Gene Ontology annotation, biological process: G protein-coupled receptor signaling pathway; detection of chemical stimulus involved in sensory perception of smell. Gene Ontology annotation, cellular component: membrane. The record is from RefSeq and is a predicted model, not a curated record.